CCCUCAUCCCUUCUUCUCCUCCUUCGAUCCCUUCUCCCAAACCCUCCCUCCCCCUUUCCUCUUCCCUCUUUCUGUUUUUAUGGUUCCAAAUCGAAACUUCUUGCCUCCUGCCAGCUCUCUCUCCCUCUCUCUUUCUCUCUUCUAGGGCUACUUCGAUUUGAUCUCUGCUUUUCUUGUAGUCGUCAUGUCUUCGCCUUCGUCGGCGGCGGCUACCACCGCCAAGAUCUGCUUCAACUCCCAGUGCAAGGAGCCGUUUCCUGACACCCCGCCCACCAGGAGGAAGGGGUGGCGCCUACGCUCCGGCGAGAUCGCCGAGCUCUGCGACCGAUGCUCCUGCAUGUUCGAGCAAGGUAAUUUCUGCGAAACGUUUCACUCUGAUGAUGGGGGUUGGAGGAACUGCGAAACAUGUGGCAAGCGGGUGCAUUGUGGGUGUAUCGUUUCAGCUCCUACCUACGUGUUUGUUGAUGCUGGUGGAGUCGAUUGUGUUGCAUGUGCUAGGAAAUCUCUUGUCACGGCACCAAAUCAGAUGUUAUCUUCUCCUAUGCUUAUGUCCCAACAAGUAUCCGAGAGGAAGGAAUUUCCUGCUAAAAGCUGGAAACCAUUGAAUGGUCCAUUUUUUGGACAGUGGCGUCAAUCACCACAUAUGUGGAACAUGACAAGUGCACAAUCAGACUUGCAACAGCGGUUGUCAUAUGAAUUUGACAGACCUAAUUGCAUUGAGAAACUUACUCCUGGUGGCCGUCAUUCUAUUUUAGCGCAUGAAAAGAAAUUCGAAAACCUCUCUGAGAGACCAAUUACUAGCAAUGUCGCAAGAGAAAGAUAUGUCAAUGGUAAAAUAGGUAUUGAUGCAGCUUCUACUUUUGGUAUGUUCCAUGGAGAAGACAAUGCUGAUGGAGUGCAAGAUUCUUGCCGCCUUGUUGGAGAAAAUGAUUCUGUCUCUACAAGGAAAGCAGUGAAUGGAGACCCUUGUUCCACCAGUGCUUCUGGAGCUAACCUUGAUGCACAUCUAAAUUCAUGUGUGAAGCCAGCAACAUCAUCUGCAAUAAAGGAAGAUACUUCACCUCUUGGAUUGGCUGCUCCUUUUCAAUCGGCAAAUGAUCUGAAGGAGCCAAGUAGAUAUUCAAACCAAUCACAAGGUCAAGCAGGUUAUCCUCUGUCAAAGCAAUUCUACCCUCAAAGCAUGAUGGAUGCUGAAUUACAAACUCAUAUACGCAAUGGAAAAUCUCGAGUAGAUAACCGAGCACGGUCCCAGUUACUUCCUCGAUAUUGGCCUAGAAUAACCGAUAAAGAGCUACAACAAAUAUCAGGAGAUUCAAACUCUGUGAUUACUCCAUUGUUUGAAAAGAUGUUGAGUGCUAGUGAUGCUGGUCGGAUUGGACGUCUCGUGCUGCCAAAAAAAUGUGCUGAGGCCUACUUUCCUACAAUUUCUCAACCUGAAGGACUUCCUUUAAAAGUUCAGGAUGCAAAUGGCAAGGACUGGGUGUUCCAAUUUCGUUUUUGGCCUAAUAAUAACAGCAGGAUGUAUGUUUUGGAGGGGGUAACACCUUGUAUUCAGGCAAUGCAAUUGCAAGCAGGUGACACAGUAACAUUUAGCCGGAUAGAUCCAGAAGGGAAGUUAAUUAUGGGAUUCAGAAAGGCUUCUAGUGUCUCCAACGAACAGGACUCUCAAACACUUAAAUCUGGCAACGGUUUCUCAACACCUCCAGAGGGUGACAACAAAGGCACUGCUAAAGAUUUUAAGGGCAAUCCAGAACCAAGAAACUUGAUCAAUACAGCAGAGCAGUGGAACUGCACUAAGUUAGCAAAUGAAGGCCUGUUACAAAAGGAUGGGCUCAAUGCUAGAUCCUCACAGGGUAGUAGAAGGAAAGGUGGCAAUCUUGGUUCCAAGAGUAAACGUCUACGGAUUGAAAAUGAGGAUUCCAUGGAAUUGAAAGUAACAUGGGAAGAGGCUCAACAGCUGCUUCGUCCACCUCCUAACUGUAUUCCUAGUGUUGUUUUGGUUGAAGGUCAUGAGUUCGAAGAAUAUGAGGAAGCACCAGUGCUUGGGAAGCCGACAUACUUUACCACUAAUCAAUCUGGUGAAAACUAUCAAUGGGCUCAGUGCGAAGAUUGCUCAAAAUGGCGUCGACUGCCUGUAGAUGCACUUCUGCCAUCUAGAUGGACCUGUUCCAACAAUAUGUCGGAUCCUGAAAGGUCUUUGUGCUCAGCUGCUCAGGAAUUGAGCAUGGAGCAACUGGCAGAAUUGAUCCCUUGUAAAGCAGGUGCAUCUAAGAGAUCAAAGGUUAAAGUUGAAACUGACAAUAUUGAAGUUUCAGAUGGGCUGGAUACGCUUGCUAACCUUGCCAUUCUUGGAGAGGGUGAAAACCUUCCCCCUUCUCAACCUACAACAAAGCAUCCAAGGCAUAGGCCUGGCUGCACAUGCAUUGUAUGUAUACAGCCUCCAAGUGGCAAGGGCCCUAAGCACAAGCAGACUUGCACAUGCAAUGUUUGCCUCACAGUCAAACGCAGGUUCAGGACCCUCAUGCUUAGGAGGGAGAAGCGUCAGUCAGAGAAGGAAGCUGAGACUGCAAGGAAGCAGCAGAAACAACAGUCCAACCAAUCACCAGAGAAAGCACCAGGAGGAAGUGACCCAUUAAAAACUGAUCUAGGUGUGAACAAAACCCCUCGGAAAGCAAUGACAAAUGAUGAGGGGAUCAGUGAUGAGGGACUCGAGCGAAGAAGAGCAUCGCAGUCUCCUCUCAAGGCCCCUCAGAUUGAUUUGAACAUUCAACCAGAGCGAGAGGAAGAACCAUCACCAAAAUCCGACUCUGGCAGCAUGAUGAGGCUUCUGCAAGAUGCUGCGACGUAAACAGCUUUAGAUUGUUGAAACAAGUGAGAAAGGUGGUCCGCAUCUGUAACUUGCGUUCAACCAUCUUCGAGUUGAGGCAAAACACACUCCCAGCAUGUCUGUAGACUAGGCUGUAGAAGCAGUAUGUUAGAAUGCCAAUCUUCACCAUUGUUAAGUCUUGUUUUUUGUCUUUUCAAAUAACUGCAGAGUAUGUGAAGGUAAAUUUGAAAGAUUGUCCAUUUGAGCA
Molecule: messenger RNA, 3074 nt
Organism: Musa acuminata subsp. malaccensis (wild Malaysian banana)
Lineage: Eukaryota; Viridiplantae; Streptophyta; Magnoliopsida; Zingiberales; Musaceae
Product: B3 domain-containing protein Os07g0563300
Molecular function (GO): DNA binding; zinc ion binding
Source: RefSeq, a predicted model, not a curated record